GAGGACGCGGCUACUGCCCGGCGGCCUGUGGGCGGCAGCGGCCGAGCGCCCCGGGCGCGGCCCGACGGCAUGAAGGACCUGGACGCCAUCAAGCUGUUCGUGGGGCAGAUCCCGCGCCACCUGCACGAGCAGGACCUCAAGCCGCUCUUCGAGCAGUUCGGCCGCAUCUACGAGCUCACGGUGCUCAAGGAUCCGCACACCGGCGUGCACAAAGGCUGUGCCUUCCUCACCUACUGCGCUAGAGACUCGGCCAUCAAAGCUCAGACGGCCCUGCACGAACAGAAGACCCUGCCGGGGAUGGCGCGGCCUAUCCAGGUGAAGCCAGCGGACAGCGAGAGUCGCGGAGGUAGGGACCGGAAGUUGUUCGUUGGCAUGCUCAACAAGCAGCAGUCGGAGGAGGACGUGCUCAGGCUCUUCCAGCCCUUCGGUGUCAUCGAUGAAUGCACUGUGCUGAGAGGGCCCGAUGGCAGCAGCAAAGGCUGUGCCUUUGUGAAGUUCUCCUCCCACACAGAGGCCCAGGCAGCCAUCCAUGCCCUGCAUGGCAGCCAGACCAUGCCAGGAGCCUCAUCCAGCCUGGUGGUCAAGUUUGCAGACACGGACAAGGAGCGGACACUGCGGCGGAUGCAGCAGAUGGUGGGCCAGCUGGGCAUUCUGACGCCAUCCCUCACCCUGCCCUUCAGCCCCUACAGUGCCUACGCCCAGGCUCUCAUGCAGCAACAGACCACCGUCCUGUCCGCCUCCGGCAGCUACCUGAGCCCUGGCGUGGCCUUCUCCCCCUGUCACAUCCAGCAGGUCGGCACCGUCAGCCUUAACGGUCUGCCCACCACACCCAUCACCCCUGCCUCUGGGCUACACUCGCCCCCACUGCUGGGCACCACUGCUGUUCCUGGCCUUGUGGCACCCAUUCCCAGUGGCUUUGCUGGAGUCGUGCCCUUUGCUGGUGGCCACCCUGCCCUGGAGACCGUGUAUGCCAAUGGCCUUGUGCCCUACCCAGCCCAGAGCCCCACCGUGGCAGAGACCCUCCAUCCGGCCUUCUCUGGAGUCCAGCACUUCACAGCCAUGUACCCCACGGCGGCCCUCACGCCGGUGGCGCACGGCGUCCCGCAGCCUGCACACGUCCUGCAGCAGCAGCGGGAAGGUCCCGAAGGCUGUAACCUGUUUAUCUACCACCUCCCCCAGGAGUUUGGAGACACGGAGCUGACGCAGAUGUUCCUGCCCUUCGGCAAUAUCAUCUCCUCCAAGGUGUUUAUGGAUCGGGCUACCAACCAGAGCAAGUGUUUCGGAUUCGUGAGCUUUGACAACCCAGCCAGCGCACAGUCGGCCAUCCAGGCCAUGAACGGCUUUCAGAUUGGGAUGAAGAGGCUCAAAGUCCAGCUGAAGAGACCCAAAGACCCGGGACACCCGUACUGACUGUGCCCAUAGCCGCCCCGAGCCGUGGGUGUGGCUCCAGGUGAUGCCCUGCCCCAGCCCGGGUCUCCUCUAACUCCUCUCACUCUGAGCUCACUCUCUGAAUCCUGGGGAGGGGGGUGGAAGUGACACCCCAAGAGGCUGGUGGGGACAGACACAGGCCUCCCCAUAACCUUGUGGCUGGGGUGGUGCAGAGGGUGGGAUUGGGUGGGAAGUGGGGAGAUGCCAGUGUCUCCCAUCAAGGGGGGCUCUGCAAUAGGGUUUUGGAGGGGUGUCACUGGGGUGUGGGGUGUGAUGGGGAGCUUCUAUCCUGUGAGGAUGUUCUCCCAGCUGAGAAACCAGAGGAAAUAUGUUCCGCACAGCCCACUUUGGGUCCCUAGUGUCCAGUUCAGCUUGAAACAGGGUGAAGCACAGGAAGGUGGGUUCAUCUUGACAGCCUUCCAGUUCCCCACUUCCAUCCCUACUGGCUGCAGUGAACCCUGGCUUCCUCUCUUCUGACCUCAUCCCCAAUGUGUUAAAAAAAAACAACAAGGAAUGAAUUGCCACUCACAGUCACAAAAACAAACACCAACAAAAACAAAUACUCAAGAAGAAAAACACCCAAAAGUCAAAUUUCCCCAUUGUGGGGGGGACUUUAUCAGCAGUUUCCUUAGGGACUGAACCCUCACAGCUGAUUUUAAACUGUGGUGUUAACUGCACAAUAGUCCCACGAGGAGGUGACGCCCAUACAGCACAAGCCGCACCCGCAGAGCUUGGAUGAAUUUGUUUUGAUUCUUUUUUAAUCACAGUUUUGAUUCUUUUUUAAACACAGCUGCCAAGAGGCCUCGCCUGGGGUCUUUGGGGAUGUAGGUGGUCUUUUGCCUGGUUGUGUUUUUUUGUUAUUAUUAUUAGGAAAAGCGUCAUUCAGGAACAAUAAAAACAGACCUCAACUUCCCCUUUACUUAACUCAGCUACUCAGAUUUUUGGCAGAUUAUCUGCUGGGUACUGGGUUCAGUCCAGCGCACUUUUGGAAUGCGCCUGGGAAGGAGGGAACCCUUCCUGGGGGUUUGGCAGGAAUAUGUCCCCAGUCACCAGAUGGAGCCACCUGGAUGGUAACUGUUUUCUAAAUGGAGUUCGUUGACCUCCAAGGCGCCGUUAUUUUGAAAAAAAAAAAAAAGGAUUCCCAGGCAA
This is a messenger RNA of Nannospalax galili (Upper Galilee mountains blind mole rat), 2577 nucleotides long. It is a transcript of the gene Celf5, whose product is annotated as CUGBP Elav-like family member 5. Gene Ontology annotation, molecular function: mRNA binding. The coding region runs from base 70 to 1410 and encodes 446 amino acids. NCBI's taxonomy places the organism in Eukaryota, Metazoa, Chordata, Mammalia, Rodentia, Spalacidae. Gene Ontology annotation, cellular component: cytoplasm; nucleus; ribonucleoprotein complex. The record is from RefSeq and is a predicted model, not a curated record. The transcript has 12 exons. Gene Ontology annotation, biological process: mRNA splice site recognition; regulation of alternative mRNA splicing, via spliceosome.